UACAGCUACCUCCAUUCGGCAUGCGCACUUCAUUACCGCAUACUUUUGAUCCAAAACUGACAACAGUUGAUGUUUGUAUUAAUGUAAGGUUAGGGAUAGGGUUGGGGUACGUGCAGGCGUCAGCUAAUGUAAUUUCUUAGAAUAUUAUGGCGAGAUUUUGAAUCACUUCCGGCCGAAGUUUUAGGUGAAGCUCACUUUGCCAGUCAGAUAGGGGCGAAACUCACAAUGGCCUCAUUAUUUGUUCUUCACUGAAGACUUUUGUAUACGUCAUAUGAGGAAUUUCUUCUCUUAUCAGUGUGCGACCAAGCCCCACUUAACAUCAAAAUUGUUAAAGGGCAGGGUGCAACUUCAGGCUCAAAUAGUUGACAGUGAAGGACACAAGACAGGGAUAACACACCAGAAGAUGAAGUGUUGCAACGUUCUGUGUUGGGUUGCUGGGGCCAUACUUCUUAAUAUAGCAGGCUCACUUUGUCAGGCAAAUGUGUGCGGCCAGGCCCCACUUAACACCAAAAUUGUCGGAGGACAGGAUGCAACUUUAGGCUCUUGGCCCUGGCAAGUAAGCAUAACCACCUCCAGUGCAGGUCAUUUCUGUGGCGGGGGCCUAAUCAGUAAAAACUGGGUUUUGUCAGCAGCUCACUGCUUUAAGAGCACUAUUGCGAGUUCCAUCAUACUGUACUUUGGACGUCAAAGCCUAACAGGUCCGAACCCAAAUCAAGUGAGCCGCGAAGUGAAACAAGUUAUCAAACAUCCUUCCUAUAACGAGUCUACGGAAAACAACGACAUAGCUCUACUCGAGCUCUCGAGCCCUGUGGAGUUCACAGAUUAUAUUAGGCCGAUUUGCCUGGCGGCUACAGGUAGCACAUUUGGAGGGGGUACUACGAGUUGGAUCGCAGGAUGGGGGAAACUUACAGCUAAUUCCAACCAACUCCCUGACAUCCUGCAGGAAGUGGAGAUACCAAUCGUGAAUGACACUGCUUGCAAAGAUGUUUAUGGAUCAAGUGUUGUCACAGACAAUAUGAUAUGUGCUGGAUUAUUAAAUCAGGGAGGGAAAGAUUCAUGUCAGGGUGAUUCUGGAGGGCCAUUAGUCAGUAAGAAGGACGCCCAGUGGGUUCAGUCUGGAAUUGUGAGUUGGGGUCAAGGCUGUGCCGAACCUGGCUUUCCCGGUAUAUAUGCAAAAGUGUCUCGCUACCAGAACUGGAUCACAUCUUACACAAGCAGUGACCCGCCUGGAUUUGUUCUAUUCAUCUCCGAAGACACCACCUUAAACAGCGGCUCACCCGAGCGCUUCGUAUUCACUCUGUCUCUCACAUAUUCAUUGAUUCCACUCAUUUUCUCCCUCAGAACUCUGCGUGUUGUGGUUACAAUACUUCUUAACAUAGCAGGCUGUCUCUGUCAGUUAGAUGUGUGUGGCCAAGCCCUAUUCAACACUAAGAUUGUUGGAGGGGCCGAUGCUACUAAAGGGUCUUGGCCCUGGCAAGUUAGUAUUCAGACAACUGAUGGAUCUCAUUUCUGUGGUGGAAGUCUCAUCACUAAAGACUGGGUUUUAUCAGCAGCCCACUGCUUUCAGAGAACCCUUGCAUCUAAUAUUGACGUCUCUUUUGGAGGUCACACCUUGUCAGACUUAACUGUGAUGAAAGUAGCUGAAAUCAUCAGUCAUACCGGCUAUACAAAUAACCAAAGGGACAACGACAUAGCUCUACUUAAGCUCUCUUCUUCUGUGACAUUCAAUAAUUAUAUUCGGCCGGUCUGUCUGGCGGCUGAGGGCAGCACAUUUGGUGUGGGUACUAUGAGCUGGAUCACAGGAUGGGGGCGACUCAAUUUCGACGACACCCAGCUUCCAAAAACACUGCAGGAAGUGCAGAUACCAAUUGUGAGCAACACUGACUGUAACAAAGCUUAUGAUGGUAUUAUUACAAGCAACAUGAUUUGUGCUGGUCUUACCACAGGGGGCAAAGACUCGUGCCAGGGAGAUUCUGGAGGUCCAAUGGUCUUUCAGAACGACACCCUGUGGGUUCAGUCAGGGAUUGUGAGUUUCGGUCGUGAGUGCGCCAUUGCCGGCUUUCCUGGUGUGUACGCCAGGGUGUCCCAAUAUCAGUCUUGGAUCAUCUCUCACAUAAGCAGUGAUCAGCCUGGAUUUGUCCAAGUUAACUCCAGUAGUUCAUUUUACACUCUUUUGUCUUCUGUUUCUCGCACAUUCUUCAUCAUCGCCCUCAUCUUUGGUACCGAUUAAUGCUUUGGUAUUGUUAAUAUAACUUUUGAUUUAUUAUUAUUUUGUUUAAUCACAAUUAUAUUUGAAUUAUUAAGAGCUUUAGUAGGCAGUAGUACAAAAAAAAUCCAAAUGUAAAGUAGUCACCUAUGCACCUACAUAUUUGACAGCCUUGCCAAAUAAGAGGAUGUGAAAUUUAUUGUUUACAAUUAAUGUGAUAAAAAUCAUUUCUACCUUGAAAUUCU
Triplophysa dalaica is the source of this 2451-nucleotide messenger RNA. Its product is annotated as transmembrane protease serine 9-like. Gene Ontology annotation, biological process: proteolysis. The record is from RefSeq and is a predicted model, not a curated record. NCBI's taxonomy places the organism in Eukaryota, Metazoa, Chordata, Actinopteri, Cypriniformes, Nemacheilidae. Gene Ontology annotation, molecular function: serine-type endopeptidase activity. Bases 272 to 2230 code for a protein of 652 amino acids. The transcript is spliced from 14 exons.